AUGGUCUCCGGAGGUGGAAACGUAGGCGCAAUGAUGCCGCUUGCGCAAUAUACAGGCACCCCGUCUGUUAGAGGCUCAUCCGAUCCUAUGCGUAUGGCUCUACUUACGCUUUCGCUGGUCGGUCUGCAAAUUACAUGGAAUGUCGAGAUGACCUACUGCACACCAUAUCUUUUGGAGCUUGGUUUGACCAAGUCAAGGAUUUCGCUUGUAUGGAUAGCCGGUCCUUUGUCGGGACUCAUCAUGCAGCCUGUUGUUGGUGUGAUCUCGGACCGCUCGAAGAACCGCUGGGGAAGAAGGAGACCGUUCAUGGUUGGUGGUACAAUACUUGUGUCGAUCUUCCUAUUGCUCCUGGGCUGGACCAAAGAAGUGAUACAAACCCUCGGAAUUAGGGAUAAGGAGGCUGUUCGAGACGGCACAAUAGUAUUGGCUGUCUUAAGCAUCUACGGGAUUGACUUCGCGAUCAACGCCGUCCAGGGAAGCUGCAGGGGCCUGAUUGUUGAUACACUGCCAAUUCCCAAGCAGCAAUCAGGGAGCUCUUGGGCGAGCAGAAUGGUGGCAGUGGGCUCACUCGUUGGGUACGCUGCAGGAGCCAUUGAUCUCGGGAAAGUGUUUGGAACUCUACUGGGUGACUCCCAAUUCAAGCAAUCAGUGGCCGCUCUAUGCCUGUGUAUCACUGUCGGAAUAACGAGCUGGGCGGUUACAGAAAGGGUACUCGUUAGUGACGGUCUAGAGGGCCAAGGGAGCCUUGGUGCGCUGGAUGUUCUGAAAACAAUUGCGAAAUCAGCCAUACAUCUCCCUAAAAACAUUCAAGCCAUCUGCACCGUGCAGUUCUGGGCAUGGAUUGGAUGGUUCCCGUUCCUAUUCUAUUCUACUACAUGGGUCGGAGAGAUCUACCUACGUUACGAUGCAUCCGCUGACGAGAAAUCGAAUUCAGAUGAUCUCACUGGCAAAGUGGGACGUAUCGGUUCCUUGGCUUUGAUCGCUUUUUCCAUCAUCACUUUCAUCAUGUCGGUGUUGCUACCAUUCUUCGUCAAGAGCCCCGAAGAAGAAACAAGGCGUGGAUUUAGGCCACGCUCGCGGCAAAAUAUAGCAUCAUUUGCUGUGGAUAUUGAGAAAUACAAACCGAGCUUGUUGAACACGUGGAUGUUUAGUCACUGUAUUUUUGCAGCAUCUAUGGUCAUGGCACCUUUUGUACAAAGUCUAAGGGGUGCCACAAUCAUUGUUGCCCUCUGUGGAGUUUCGUGGGCAGUGUCUUGCUGGGCCCCCUUUACUUUUCUUGGAGAGGAAAUCAAUCGCUUGUCUCAAUCUGGUCCGAGUUACGGUCAUUUAACGCGGUCUUCGAUUGAGCUGGAGUCGCCCAUGCAAGUGCACAACAACGGCGCCGAGGAGGCUUCCGACUCGACGGGGGAAAACUCGGGGAAAUAUUUGGGAAUCCUGAACGUUUACACCACGCUGCCCCAAUUUGUCGGCACGGCGAUUUCGUGGGUAGUAUUUUCUUUGUUGGAGCCGGGCAAGAGUCCCGAACUAUCGAAAGGAAGCGAUCCGAGUGAACACCAUGGCACAGACGGACCGAAUGGAAUUGGCGUUUGCUUGUUCAUUGGAGCAGUCUGCGCCGGAGUCGCGGCGGUGGCAACGAGAAGGUUAAAACAUCUGCAGAACGAUUAA
Periconia digitata is the source of this 1665-nucleotide messenger RNA. NCBI's taxonomy places the organism in Eukaryota, Fungi, Ascomycota, Dothideomycetes, Pleosporales, Periconiaceae. The record is from the annotation of a GenBank genome assembly.